CCGCCCGGCACCGGCACCGCCCGGCACCGGCACCGCCCGGCACCGGCACAGCCCCGGCACCGCCACCCGUGCCGGCACCGGCGCUGACACCGACCCGCUGCGCCGCGCCCGCCACCUCCACCCGCCGGCAGCAUGGCUGAGGAAGAGUCUGACAAACCAUAUCUAGAAGAAAGUGCCUUUGAAGCACUUGAAAAGGACUCCCAAGAAUUCAUCAGUAUCCUGAGUAGAGAUGAAGCUCUGGAAAAAUUCCGUGUCGAAUAUGAGAAGCUUCUUGCUAUUAUGAAGAAGUCUCGUGAAAAUGAAAAGCAUCUCAUGGAGAAAUGCAGGAAGCUGAGUGCUGAGCUUGUGGAGAAGUCAUCCAAAGUAGCUGUGCUCACCAAACUCACUCAUGAUGAUGGGGAAACUAUAUCAUCGUUGAAGUCGGAGCUUGAAAAGGCCUGGAAAAUGGUGGAUAAAGUCUAUGAAAGGGAACAGAAAACGAAGGAAACAAUUGAUUCACUGCAAAAGGAAAUUUCACGCCUAAAUAAUUUAAUGAAGGAAAGAGCUGGACAGGAUUACAAUGUUGAGGAUUUGCUAAGACUUCAAGAAGAGGUAACAGAAGAGCGAGACCAACUGUUGUCAGAAGUUGUGAAGUUACGUCAAAGUCUCACUGAGAUCACAGAGCAGCAGCAGGAAGCAGAAAAGGCAAAAAAUGAAGCAGAGCAAUCAGUUUUGCAGCUUCAGCAAGACAUCCAGCUGCGUCAAAGCGAGGAAUUACGAGAGGCACGAAAGAAGGAAAAAAUGGAGACUGAGCUGAAAAAUCUUCUAGCUGAAAUGAAUAAGAAGCAAGCUGAGGUCCAGAAGUUACAGCAACAAAUAGAGAAUGGCAAAGAGGAACAACUGAAAAUAGAAAAUAAUCUUAAAGAGCAGAAGACCUUGAAUGAAAAAGCUGGUAAGGAACUUGAGCAAUUGAAGAUGAAAUAUCAAAAGCUCACACAAGAGAGUGAGCAGCAGAGUGCAAUGCUUGAUGAUGUGAUGAAGGACAUUGGUCAGAAGACGGCACAACUGAAAGAGACAGAGGAUGAAGCAGCUCAUAUGAGCCUUGAAAUAUCAAAGCUGAGCAAAAUGAGAGAUGUUCUCCAGAAUAAGCUGCGCACUGCGGAGGAACAAAAAGUUGAUGCAGAACAUGAAAAAAGCAUGCUAAAAAAUCAAAUAAUCAGACUGGAGAAAGAGUUGGAGACAGGCAAAAAACAGGCAGAGACUGACAAGAGAGCCAUAGAUGGGCUUGUGAGGGAGAGGGAUAUGCUAAACCAGAACUUGAUCAAGGCCACAAAUGCUACUCAGAAGCAGAUAGAUUUGGUGAAGCUCCAUGAACAGUCAAAACAGAACUUGGAGACAGAAAUCCAAAAUUAUAAGACAGAAGCUCAGAAACAAAGGAAAAUUAUUUACCAAUUGGAGAAGGAGAGAGAUAGUUUCAUCAAGGAACUGAGUGAGCUUAAAGAGAAGGUUCUCAGUCACAUGAAAGAUCUUGAAAUGCAUCAGAUUCAGAUCUGCAAUUAUGAGAAGGAAAUAGAAGUACAAGGGGUUAAAUUAAAACAGCAAAAGAAUCUUUGUGAAACUCUGAGAACAGAGAGGACCCUGUACAGUAAAAAUCUGAUUGAAGCUAAGGAUGAGAUAGCAGAAAUGAUGAUGAAACUGAGAAAUUCCACACGUCAGGUGGAUCAGCUGAAAGAGGAGAUCAAAGAAAAGGAUAUAGCCCUUGAGAAAGUACAAGUGGAAUUCCAGCAGUCAGAGGCUGAGAAAGAGUCGAUGAAAGCUGAGCUGCUUAAGAUGACAAAACAGGCUCACGAAGCCAAAGCCUAUAUUGACAAUCAGGAGGCAGAAGAGAAGAGACUCCUAAAAAUCAUUUCUGAAGCUGAUGCAGAGAGACUGAAGCAGAAGAAGGAAUUUGACAAGGUGCUCUGUGAGAGACGUGCCCUGGGGACGCAGCUCAUUCACCGCAACGAUGAGGUGGCGCUGCUCUACGAGAAGAUCAAAAUCCAGCAGGCCAUCUUGAACCGGGGCGAGAGCGAGUACCGGCAGAGGGUGGAGGACAUGAGGAUUCUCAAGCUGGAGAUCAAAAAACUCCGGCGUGAGAAGGGAAUACUUGGCAAGAGCGUGGCUAAUGUGCAGGAGCUCAGAUGGGAGUUUAAUCACAUGCAGAAGGAACUGUUAAAGGAACAGACUCGGUGCAAAAUUUUGGAAGAAGAACUGCAGAAGCCCUUGCAAGUUCACAGAUGGAGAAAAUUAGAGGCCAGUGACCCCACUACCUAUGAACUGAUUCUGAAAGUUCAGAGACUACAGAAGCGACUUAUCAGCAAGACAGGUGAAGUGAUAGAGAAAGAAUUUCUCCUUCAGGAAAAGGAGAAGCUGUACAUGGAGCUGAGGCACGUGCUGGCCCGGCAGCCUGGGCCCGAGGCCACGGAGCAGCUGCAGCAGUACCGGAACAUCCUCCGGGAGAAGGUGAAGCAGAUCAAAGUUUUGUCCUCAGAACUGAGUAUGUGUGAAACACAGAGCAAAGAAUACAAACAUGAAAUUGAAAGACUUAACAAUGAGCUUCUGGAAGUGAAAAAGAAAUAUCUGUCUCAGAAACGCAAGGAGCAACAGAAGAAAACCUCAAGAGAUUCCCAUGGGCCCAUUCUUGAGCUUAUCCAGGUCCCUCUGGAUGGCAUCCCAUCCCUCAGGGAGAAGGAGCGAUCCAGCAUUGAUAUGAGGACAAAAUUACCACCCCUCAAGACUGAUGUACCUCACUUCAACAUAGGGGGCUUUCCUUCAAGCAAACCCAUUCCCAAAAUUGCAGUCUAGGAAUGCACUCAUCUAGUUGCACUCCUGUUCCCAGUUUCUUAUUUGAGAAACUGUAAUUUUAAAAGACAUUCAGAAUCUACUGAAAUCACUGUAUCACCUUCAGGAAAAAAUGGUAUACUGCACGUAAUAAAACACAUUUUUACACUGGAAUUACAUUUUAUAUUGCAUUUAUAUAUUUUACAUUUUAUAUUGGAAUUAACAUAGUUCUUUUUACACUCUGUGCACCAAAUCUGCCCAUUUGAUGCCAGCAGAUGCCUGUAUGGAUGUAAAUGGAUAGUGGAGAUAUUUCUUCUUCAAUAUUGUGUCUCUAUUUAGCACUGUAAUGCCACAAAAUGCCUUAAUAUGUAGUUAUUUCUCUUUUAUCUACCUCAGUUGUAAGCACUCAUUCCAUUUAUCUUCUGACUCAAAGCACCUGAAAGAAAUGAGAAUACAGAAAAGAAGAAAAAUUAAUAGGCUGAUGUUUCAAGCCCUGCUGAGCAAAUGCAAAAUUAACAAGUCUUUACUUAGAUGUACAUAUGUAGCAGUUCUCUGUGUAGGUAGUGUAUAAUAGGGUUUAUGCAGUGUUUGCUACAGUUGUUAGGAAGAUCAAGGAAGUUUGCGGCCACAAUGUACAUUAUUAAGAGCACGAUUUUGUUUACUCUGGUAGAUACAAAGUGACAUAAUUAUGUCUGUUCAAUCUGGGGGGACUGUGCACACUCACUGGGACGUGCUGUUCUCCCACACAAAUCCUUCCGAGCGAUUAAAACUUGGACUCGAAACAUGGCAAACUUUAUGCUUUAAUUUCUAGACACUUGGGCAUUUUUGUAACUUUCAGAAAUUGUUUUUGUAAUACAGCAGGAGCCCUCCAACCUUUUCAGCCAAAAGAGAUUUAAUUACCAUUCAUUAACAAGUGAAAUAACAAAGUCACGGCAUGAGGUGCUGAAGUAUAGAAAACUUUCAAGCUGUAAAAUAAAAUGUUUUGAAACCGA
This is a messenger RNA of Passer domesticus (house sparrow), 3791 nucleotides long. RefSeq names its product cilia and flagella associated protein 58 (gene CFAP58). The coding region runs from base 133 to 2823 and encodes 896 amino acids. The transcript has 19 exons. The record is from RefSeq and is a predicted model, not a curated record. Gene Ontology annotation, cellular component: cytoskeleton. Lineage: Eukaryota; Metazoa; Chordata; Aves; Passeriformes; Passeridae.